Molecule: messenger RNA, 3374 nt
Organism: Betta splendens (Siamese fighting fish)
Lineage: Eukaryota; Metazoa; Chordata; Actinopteri; Anabantiformes; Osphronemidae
Gene: gprin1
Product: G protein-regulated inducer of neurite outgrowth 1
Exons: 2
Coding region: 563-2368 (601 amino acids)
Biological process (GO): neuron projection development
Cellular component (GO): plasma membrane
Source: RefSeq, a predicted model, not a curated record
UCCGUUAACGAGCUUUAUUCAUCCUCUCUGCAUGUGUUUUGCUGCCGUUGGCCUCCACAGACAAUCUGCUGCCCUUCUAUUAAGACGUGAACCCCCUCCUUUGCUCUCUCUCAUCAUUGUCGCGCACGUUUCUCCAGCCGUCACGCGUCCACAGGUUCAUCUGUCCGCACACACGUCGCCAGCGUGUUGCCAUGAGCGGCUGCAGUUAAUUACUACGUUUUUACUGAGGAUUCGAGAGCCGAGCAGAGAUUUUGUCAUUGCAUUACCACUCGCUGCCAGAACCCGACCGUGGUUUCCAGGGAAACUGGAAAUGUGAGGCUUUUCAGCAGACACAGCCGCGGCUUAAAGAGCGACGAUUGCCCAAGAUAGAUUCUUCUGGAGACAAACCUGUAGCGGCUGCAAUCAGUAUCAAUCAGCAUGGGAGACGUACAGACAGAUGUGGGGGUUCGGGUUCGGUGCUGAGAUUUACAACGCUUGACCCAAAUCCAGGAAAGAGUUAUGGACAGACUUCAUUCUGACGUGAACUGCUGAGGUACUUGUUCCACUUUAACGCGGACGCGUGAUGGGAAGUCUUAAGGACGAGAUGAGAGAAAACCACCAGCUUUGUGGGAAGACGGAUGAUGGAGAGCGUCCAGGCGGCUCCGAUGGCAGCGCGAUAAACGCGAGUCGGGGGCCGGCAGCCGAAGAGGAGAGUCGGCCAAAAGUGCACGUGAACGCCAGCUGCGUUGAUGGGGAGACAGGUCCCGAGUCCAAAGAGCCUCCGGGAUCGGGUUCUGACACCGACUUUACACAAGUCGACGCCACACGUCCGACACGGGAAGCCGAAGCAGCCGGAGUAGCUUUACGAAACCACGGGACAACCUCCGAGGAGCUGCAGAGUGCUGGAGACCGGAAGGGGGCGACGGGCGGAGAAAAGGUGGUCGAGAGCAUCGCGGUGCCGGUGCCGCCGGCUGCAGACCCCUCCGGCCCCCGCUCCCCCGACCUGCGCUCCCCAGCCCCCCACGGGCAGCACCACGUGCGCACGCAGGUGAGCCUGGAGGUGGUGCAGUGCCGCUCGGCCGCCACCAGCCCCAUGACGCCCCCCGAGGGCGCCGGCUCCUUCUUCUUCCCCUGCUCCUUCGGGGCGUCCGCGGGGGCCGGCGCCGGCACCCAGGACGCCGAGCUGCAGGCGGGCCGGCGGGUGGAGCUCUGCUCCGUGGCCACGUCCCCCAUGACCCCGAAGACGCCGUCGGCCUCGGCGUUCCCCGAGCUCACUGGGAGAGAGGUGCCGCAGAAGGUGAGGAGCGGGGGGGAGCGGGGGGAGGGGUCCGCCAGCCGCCCGGCUGAUGCCCUGAUGGAGCCACGGGUCACUGUGGAGGAGAGUAAUCAGCCCUGCAAGAGGAUGGGGAGCAUGGAGCAAGACAUCACCAUUCUGGUGACCCAGUAUGGGACCAAUGAGGAGGGGGAGGCGGAGAAGGAGGAAUCUAUUCGUCCCAUUGAGCCAGAAAUGGUCAAGAUAGAUGAGUGCGAGGAACCCAAGCAGGAAGGGAAGGAAACUGCCCAAGAGCCACAAAACGCGGCUGAAGGUUCGUCUCUUCUGGCGAGCGAGCGAUCGGUGGCCACUACAGACAAUACGGACGCGACGAAGCCUCCCGUGCCUGAAUCUCCCGCCCCCUUCGGCUGCCACAACAUCCGCACGCAGGUGAGCCUGGAGGUGGUGCAGUGUCAGUCCGUGGCCACCAGCCCCAUGACGCCCCCCGGGGGGGACCAGGCCUUCUGCUUCCCCGGCUCCUUCGGGACCAGGGACGCGGAGCUGCAGGUGGGUCAGCAGGUGGAGUGUCGCUCCGUCGCCACGGCGCCCAUGACCCCGAGGACGCCGACCGCCCCCUGCUUCCCCGAGAUCAGGAAGGAGGUCAGCGUGGAGGAGAAGAUAGAGGAGGAGGAGGAGGAAGGGGAGAGAAAGGAGGAGGCAGCGGAGGAGGCAGCGGAGGACACCAAGGAGGAAACAGCCAGCAAGGAGGAAGGAGAGGACAAAGGCGAGGAGCCGGUGCAGGAGGUGAGCUGGGACGACAAAGGGAUGACGUGGGAGGUGUACGGGGCGGUGGUGGAGGUGUCGGUGCUGGGCUCGGCCAUCCAGAAGCACCUGGAGAAGCAGGUGAAGAAGCAGAAGCGGCAGCCGUCCAUGCCGCCCCCGCCGCCCCUCACGCCCUCCGCCACGCCGCUCAGCCCGGACUCCGCCCCGGGGGCGGCGGGCUCCGGCAGGGGCGCGGCCGGGAAGAGGGGGGAGCGGGAGGGCAAGGCGCGGCGACACCGACGGAACCCCUUCCGCCUCCUGAUGGAGAACGUGCAGCAGCCGCACUGCUGCUCCAGAGCCCACACCACCGAGUGACGGGCACGAGCGACGGCUGACGCGCGCGGCCGCGACGGGGCGCCUUCACGGGCAUGGCAUCCUCGCGCGGGACAACAAGCACAAGGUUUGAUACACAACCUGACAGUCUGAUUUUUUUUUUUUUGUUUACUAUUCUUCUUUUUCACAAAUGUCCUGAAAGUUCUCACUCGGACACACACGCAGCUCCAUGGACUCCGCGUUUGGUAGAACGAGGGUGACACAUCAGCACCGCCGGUAGCGCUUCCUCACCACUCCGCCGUCCACUGACUCAUUUCAGCUGUUGCUUUUUUUAAUGCACCUCAGACGUUAUGAAACCAUGGCAACGAGCACAAUACCUUCUCCUGGUCGCCGGCGCGCGCACCCCGUGCUAAGCCGAGGGGGGCGACAGCGGAGCGACGCCAGUUUGAAUUGAUAUUAACGUUGCGUUAGUGCAGGUGUGUGUGCGUCGUAUGAUCUGCUUUUAGAUUUGGCACCUGUUUUUGACUCAUUUGUGUGGUGUAAAAAAGAAGAAUGUACAAGCACAAUCAAGAUCAUUUAAAAAAAAAAAGUAACUUCAUUAUUAUAUUCUGUCAUUAUUUCCCGUAUUUAAACGCCACAAGAUGUGAAUUAUGUGAUGAAACUUCUUUUAAACGUGUUUCCUUUCAGUGUUAUUACAGUGAUCUUAGUGUUCAUCAAGUCCACAUUUGAGAAAAGUACUUUUAUUUACAGAUUGCACUUGUGAUACAUUCAUUGAGUAGACGUCGCUAGACAGUGAAAUCCUCCGCUUGUUUCAAGCUGCAUGAGCUUUUAUUUCAGCAACAUGUAUCUGCCAAUGUGUAGAACCCAAAUCAGAGAUGAGCCCUUUAGGCUGAAGAGCGAUAAAUAAGAAUUUUAAUCAUACACUAAUUUUAUGCAAUAUUCUUCUUUCUCUUUUCUAGUAGCAUCAGCUGCAACGAAACUGAUCAUUGUAUGUUAACUUAUAAUACAGUUGAUUUCAACAAAAUAAAGUGAUUCUCACACGCAACAA